Molecule: messenger RNA, 1842 nt
Organism: Cylindrotheca closterium
Lineage: Eukaryota; Bacillariophyta; Bacillariophyceae; Bacillariales; Bacillariaceae
Source: the annotation of a GenBank genome assembly
AUGAGUACCCAUGUCGAGACCCCUGGUGGUGGAGGAGAGCUUUCAUUUUGUCGCCCAAAGUUUCAACCAGCAACACGACGGUAUAAAGAUGAUCGCGGCACCACCAACAAUAGAAGCGACGACACCAGUGAUGAUGUGGAGGCCAUCCUCGCACAAGGAAUGAAGGAUUUGACAUUUGAUGAGCUUCAACUGGAACAGGAAGAUUUGCACGGUGUGACGGAGACCAGUAUAGUGGAAAAUGAUGCUUAUAAGACGGAAGAACUUCUCCUCUCAAUUCAAACUCACUUGGACCGAAUAAAGGAGGGGUCCGUAUAUGCAUCUGCAGAAGCCAGGGACCCUUCAUAUGUUUCCAACCGAGACUUUCGCUUGAUCUUUCUGAGGUGCAAUCGAUACGAUCCAAAGGCAUCAGCGGAGCAAAUAAUCCGGUUCUUUGACUUGAAGCAAGAACUAUUUGGUGAAGCAUCCCUCACUCGAGAUAUCACCUCACAAGACUUGACUGAACAGGAUAUGGACGCUCUGAUGAAUGGAAGAGUUCAGAUUUCGAAUGCUACUGAUCGAUCUGGGCGUUUGAUCGUGCUGGGAUUCCCUGGUCUACGAACGGAUGUCGAUAUCUUUCACGAACAACGGGCUCUCUUCUACUUGGGGAUGGACAUCUGUACCUCGAUUGAAGAUACAAGGAAAGGGUGCAUCAUUGUAUCCUAUGCUGUAGGGAAAUUUGAAGACAAAACAAAUGGAGCUGGCUUUCGAGAGGGUAUGAAGCUCUCGCUAGCUUUGCCCACCAAUCUUGGUGGUUAUCAUUUCUGUUUCGACAAGCCGGCAAACGCCAUUGUCGCCAAAUAUGCCAUGUCCUUGGCUCCUCCAAGCGUACGCGCCAAAACAAGAAUUCAUUUCGGGAGCCAUCAAGAGUGUCUGUACCUGUUGUCCAGCUAUGGUAUUCCACGAGAAGCAUUCUCCUUUUCUAGGGACACCUACGAAAUGGAUCUCACACAUCAUCAGUUUUGGUUUCAGCAGUGUCAACAAAAAGAACAACUGAAGCAUGCUACUACUACAACUACUACAACUACUACUACGAAUAAGGAAACCAACAACAACAACAACAGCAACAACAAUCAUGUCAAGUUUCUUUCGGGACUUUGGCAAGGCGAGACUCCAACGGAUAACGAUGUCUUGUGUGUAGGUCGAAGGGUGAAUGGAAAGGGGAAUCAACGAUUAAUAUCAUUGGCCGCUUUCCAUUUGGAGGCAUAUGACAAUGGGAAUCUCAAGAAGCGAAGAGUCCUUGUCGAUGAUAUAAUGCAAGAAAUUCGUGCUGCUGGUGGACGGUUCUUAAAGUUGGAUACGUCCUCUUCGAAAGAACAAGGCAAAGGUUGGGUACAGGUUCCCGACAAGGAAAUGCGACAGAAGAUAUGCCAGACUUUUCGAAAUCUAAGAUACAAUCGUCGAGGUAGCUUGCAACUCAAAUUGGGUAAUGGUAGUGUCCCAUCCGGAGAAUCGUCAUCCUCGGCCAGUGCUCCUGAGAAUGGAACAACAACAGCUCAAGCAGCCACGGCCACGACAAUUGUGGAUUCAUUCACCCCACACGAUGUUCUGUUUGGCAAAAUGAAGGAUCAUGCGGGUAAUGAAAGACUACGAGACAUGGUCCAAAAUUCGGCUUCGGAAUACGAUGCCGGCCAUCGGGGCGAGAAGCUAGUGUUUGUGAACGAUAUCAUUGUACGGAUAAAAAAAAGUGGUGGACGAUUCUUGAAACCAUUGGAGGAUGGUCGGUGGGAAGUUGUAUCCGAUAUGGAUGCCGCGAGAAAGGUUGGCUCCCAUUUCCGCAACCUUAGACGCAAACAUUGGAGAUAG